This is a messenger RNA of Soboliphyme baturini, 333 nucleotides long. The record is from the annotation of a GenBank genome assembly. Lineage: Eukaryota; Metazoa; Nematoda; Enoplea; Dioctophymatida; Soboliphymatidae.
AUGCAGGAUGUUGGAGGAAUGAGACAGACUGCGAAAAGGCGCCGAACGGAACCUGCUGAUCGCCUUCUGUCAGUCGCUGGCAUAGCAGCACAACAACACCUGAAGAAGAUCGACGGAACGACGACCAAGAACCAGGUCGAGGGUACGGUCAAAAUUAAUCUGAUGCAAAUAUGUGGAUGGAUUCUGUUCCAGACUCCAACUGUCAUGUGCCGAAGCUCAGACCCUUGCAAAGGAUCGGUAUCAUUGGAUGCCGAUCUUCUUCGAUGCGUCUGCCUCGGCGACUCGAAAGGAGAAGCGGCUACGGAAGAAGAUCAUGAGGAAAGCCCUCUCUAA